CAUAGAGCGAGACACGUGCUUAUUCGUUUGUAAGUAAUCCACCCCCCCCUCCGCCAUACACACCCCUCCUGAGAACGAGCGACGGAGAGACGGAGAGAGAGAGAGACGGAGAGAGAGGGAGAGAGAGGGGGACUGUGUGCGGGCGCCGCAGCUCUGUUCCCUGAAGGCCAUGGAAGACUGCUCUCUGCCGUUCUGGAUUUACAUGGGGGUGAUGUCCAUGUUUGUGGGAGGGGCGGUGAGGAAGGCGCUGGCGUGGCAGGUGCGCGGGGCGCCAGCCCUGCUGGCCGGGCUGGGGGCAGCGCUGCUGGUGGAGCGGCUGUGGGCGCUGUGGCCUCCCGCCGUGCUGGCCCUGACCGCGCUGCUCGCCGCACGCCCAUACCUUCCGGGAGCGGGAGGGGCCCGCCGUCGUCCUCUCCCGGCCGAGGGCAGGGCUGUCCUCAUCACGGGCUGUGACUCUGGGUUUGGAAAAGCAACAGCACAGCACCUGGACAUGCUGGGCUUUGAGGUGUUUGCCAGCGUGCUGGACCUGACCGGACCGGGAGCCGUGGACCUGCAGCGGACCUGCUCGUCUCGGCUCACCCUCCUCCAGAUGGACCUGACAGAACCGCAGGACAUCCAGCAGGCCCUCCUCAGCACCAAGGCCAAACUGGGCCUACGAGGUCUGUGGGGGCUGGUGAACAAUGCGGGGAAAUGUGUGAACUUUGCCGAUGCAGAGCUGUCACUCAUGUCCAACUACAGAGGCUGCAUGGAGGUCAAUUUCUUUGGAACAGUGAACGUCACCAAGGCCUUUCUUCCACUGUUACGGAAGGCCAAAGGCAGGAUUGUGAAUAUUUCCAGCCCUGCAGGGGAACAGCCCUUUCCGUGUCUGGCAGCGUACGGAGCUUCCAAAGCGGCCCUCAGCCUCUUCAUCAACACCUUACGUCAUGAGCUGGAGCCCUGGGGGGUCAAGAUCUCCAACAUCCUCCCGUCGGCCUUUAAGACCGCUCAGACCACCAACACCAAGUACUGGGAGGAGCAGUACAAGAACCUCAUCCAGAACCUUCCGCCAGAACUGCUGGAGGAGUACGGGGAAGACUACACCCUGGAGACCAUGGAGCUUUACCAGGAAUUCACCAAGACGGCCAACGAAGACCUGAGCCCAGUGGUCAACACUAUCGCUGAGGCGCUCACCUCCCCGGAGCCCAAACCACGCUACUACGCCGGGCCAGGCGUGCGCCUCAUGUACUUCGUCUACACGUAUUUCCCCGUCUUCAUCAGCGACAGGUUCCUGCAGAGGCACUUCCUGAAGAAGCAGGUCCUGCCACGGGCUCUGAGGAUAGACAAUGGCAGCAGCCACAAUAACAAUAACAUUAACAAGAUGUGAAAAGGCUUCAGGCCGGGUGGAGGUCAGAGGCACGCCAGGCUUCAUGGGAUUUCGCCCGGCCACGACUGAGGAAGGCAACUGCUUCGUUUGCGACUACUAGAUUUAAAUCAAAUAACUUCAUCAGAGUCGUUACAUUUUGUCAGGAUAUUAUACGUAUUUUGACAGUGUUUUGGGCAGGUCACUGGCAAGGUGAAUUGCCACAUUACUUUUUUUUAGGUUUUGGAAAUGUCCGUAGCGACUGUUAGCAGCCAUGGAUCUGUAAUGAUAGGAAAUGGCCCCCAUCGUCACUAUCCUGCUUUUCACUCCCUACAGUUCCUGUGUCAUUUAGGGACAUUAAUAGUUAGCACGUACAGUAGAAAUGGCCACAUUAAAAUAUGUACUCAUAGGCGAUCCAUUAUUCUUUCAAAUUAAUUACAUAUGUUCAAAUGUAAAAUAUAAACUCUAAAAUUAUGCUUAAAAGGACCACAUGCAUAUUUUAGUAUUUUUGAGCUUUUCAUAUCACCUGGUGCUUUCGAUUUAUGUUGAUUCAAGUAAACAACUCCGAUUUUGUAUGCCUAUUUUAGGGUCUAAUUGUUAUUUUUCCAAGCUGUUUGUAAAACGAUUUUCCACGUGACAUGACAUAUGUUUUUGCAUAAUUAUCGGAUGACAUUGCGAUAUAUAUAUAUAUAUAUAUAUAUAUACACACACACCUCUGGUCCCACGUAAUCUGCUUCUUUGAGACAGAGCCAAAAGCCUUUGAGAACUACCUAGUUAGUUGUCAGUUAGGUAUUUGCUGGUUAUUUUUGCUCCUCAAGUCCUCUCUUUCCUUCAAUAUUAUAUUCCCUCCACUUAAGCUACACUUUCACCAUUGACCAUGUUAACACAGAUAGCUGACCAACCAUGUUAACACAGAGAACUGACCGUGUUAACACAGAUAGCUGACCAACCAUGUUAAUACAGAUUGCUGACCAACCAUGUUAACACAGAGACCUGACCAUGUUAACAGAGAGAGCUGACCAUGCUAACACAGAGAGCUGAUCAUGUUAAUACAGAGAGCUGACCGCAGGAGGUAGACAAGGAGCAGCAGCUGCCCACUGAUUUUUGCAACACGGGGUAAAUUAAUACAUUUUUACAAUUAAAAAUGAUGGAUUCAAUGAAGGUUUCCAAUACAAUCUGUGGUCAAUUAUAAUUGUGUUAUAAUUAUAUAAUGUAUUAUUAUUGUUGGCUGCAAUAGCUGUAAUAUCAGUGAUCUAACAUGUUAUCUAAUAACAUUAGCUAACCCCCAUCCAGCAACAAUUGCUACUUAUAAAAUACUUAGCUGGGUUAAUGUAUGAUUCACAUGACACCAGUUAGAGGUUAAAUAGCCAAGCUAAUAUAAACUACUUUCACUAUUACACUGGUUUGUAUUAGUCGGUAUUCUGCCAGUUUCAAUGCUUCCAGAUGCCUCUUCUUUCUCUACUGUAGCUCUGUAGCUUAACUGCAGCUUACCAUUAAGUGUGACCCAUUUUCUUAAUACAAGCUUGAAAACAAUAAAAUGGUUACUACUACCAUUUUGACUACAGGCACAGUCCUGGUCUCUUCUGAAAGGUAACCCUUGGGGGUUUGUUAUCUAAAAGCCAGACAUAGUAGUAGCAGAAUAUUUAUUUCUCGCUGAAAAUAUUUUUUGGUAUUUGAGCGGAUGCCAAUGCUUUGGCUGUGUCUGGUGGGCUUAGAAACACAAUGGAACCACAUCAAAAACGCUGGACAAAUCCCUUUCAAAUUUGGUCACCAAAAUAUUGCUUUCUACAUUGUUUUUUCUAAGUUAUGUUUAGACAGGUUUCCAAAAGACAUUUGGCGACGCCAAAAGGAUGCAUGUAAUCUAAAUGAUAUGAUGAGUUGUGCAUGUGGUGUAAAAUACUAUAGAUUGCAUACUGAAUGAUAAAACACUUUUUAUCCUCAUCUGGAAGCAGCAGGUCCAGAAGAUUGUAAAAAUAUAUUUAAGUACAAUAAUUGCAAUAAUAAGAUCCUGUAUACUAAUAUAUUGAUUGAGGUCCACUGACCAAAGUUUUUGUCAUAUACCCAACCCCCAACAACACAUCCCACAAUUUCACAUUCCAUUUAUUAUUCAGAAGCAGGCCUGCUCAUUAUUUAUAAGCAUACAGAAUAAUAAUAAACCAUUUUGAGAUUGUAUUUAGAUGCUCACCAAUGUAAAAUGGGGUCACUGGAAAUUCCCUCUAGUGUGGAGUGAAAUGAGUUUUCACUGUCCUCCUCAGAACUAUUCAAUCAGAGAAGUGAUUUUCUAAGUGUUCUAUUUACACUUAGUCAUCACAAAAAAAAUUGUUUUGCCAUAAAGUCUCAAGAACUGUUAUUUUCCAGCGCACAAGCGUGCAUGCGUAUUGAAAAUGAAAGGAAAAUUAUAAUGGUAGCAAAACAAUCUGUGUUGUUUUAUGCAAACCCUACAAACAAUAGACCGUUGGAAACUUAAUUUCAUUAGCUAAAAUGCUACUCAGGUAUGACUUGGUAAAACUACCGCUCACGGAGAGUUGUAUAUACCAUGCGACUGCAUUACUGGGACUGGUCAGAAAACCUUGUAGUUGCACUGAUCGUGUUUCAGAGAGCCAAUAUAAAACAUAGAUAAUAGCAUUCCUAUGUACAAGUGCUUUUGUACACGUAUGCAAUGGUGCAAUGGACAAAAACCGAUGAAAUUCCUCCAGAGAAGUAAACAAUGGGCAUUAUGUCAAUGUUUCUCUGAGUUAGCAUGUUAGAAUUUUAAUCUAUUAUGGAUUUGGUUCACUGGAUCCUUGCCGUGAAAAGGACACCAACAUUAUCUGAUUUGUGUGGCUUGUGGAUUCCUAAAAUGACAUUGUAAAUGGCAUUGUAAAAUAGUUUAUAGAGAGAACCGUGAGUUUUAACGCUUUCACCAUAUUAAUUGAAAAUUGCACCAUGAGAAAAGGAAUCCCACUCCGGCCUGAAUACAGGCUGGUUAACUUGCAGUUAAUGUCUAUUUCCACAUAAAAGCUGAGGAUGGAACUCUGAUGGAGUUUUUUCCCCUUUGUAUCCAUUGAUCCAGGUUUCGGCACGGUUGCCCAGAUUGUCUGAUUUCCAUCAUUGUAUUAAAUCACUGUACAAAGGCAAGUUAUAGGACCAAUUAUGGCACUUUUAGUGGCUUUUUUGUUGGUGUUGCAUUACGCUAAUUGUGCGUGUGUUGCAUUUUUGAACGGAUCCUACCACACUGGACUGGGCGCAUCACAUUGGGAAGGGGCGGGGACCUGUGCGCAUCUGACUACGCUCACACGCUACGUCAGGGGACUGCUUCACUCUCAGUCAGCUUUCUUUGAGUGAACUUCCCCCUGACCCUGUCGUCAUCCUUCCUUCAUUGGUCUUAAGGCAAUGAAGUGGACCUCUAUGAAGUGUGUAUGAGAGUCCAUGUUGAAUAAUUUCUGUUUAACGCAGCGUUUUAAUUGGGCAGAGACAGAGGCGCCAUUAUUACUCUGGUUCACCCUAUGCCCAUCUCACAGCAGAGAAAUUACCUCAACCAGCUGUUCUGUGCAUCCUGCAGAUUCGUUGAUCCUCGUGAUAAAAAGAUUCAAGAUUAUUUUAACUUUUUUGUUUUGUUGUUGAUGUUUUGUUGCUAUUUCUGUUUUUUGCUGUUGUUUUUUUUCCCCCCACUGUAAUUUGAAACAAUGUAUUCAUGCCAUUUUUCUUUAAAUAACUUAUAGAACUGUGAAUUUUUAUAUAAAGAAAAAACUAUUGUUCAAUAAAUUGUUCCAAUUUAUUUGAUAGUAUUAAAUUCACUUUUAUAAAA
This is a messenger RNA of Conger conger (European conger), 5126 nucleotides long. Its product is annotated as 11-beta-hydroxysteroid dehydrogenase type 2-like. The transcript has 5 exons. NCBI's taxonomy places the organism in Eukaryota, Metazoa, Chordata, Actinopteri, Anguilliformes, Congridae. Bases 170 to 1363 code for a protein of 397 amino acids. The record is from RefSeq and is a predicted model, not a curated record. Gene Ontology annotation, molecular function: oxidoreductase activity.